Fusarium mangiferae is the source of this 2400-nucleotide messenger RNA. Its product is annotated as putative isp4 protein. The transcript has 3 exons. Gene Ontology annotation, biological process: transmembrane transport. Gene Ontology annotation, molecular function: oligopeptide transmembrane transporter activity. The record is from RefSeq and is a predicted model, not a curated record. The coding region runs from base 1 to 2400 and encodes 799 amino acids. NCBI's taxonomy places the organism in Eukaryota, Fungi, Ascomycota, Sordariomycetes, Hypocreales, Nectriaceae.
AUGGCGCCGUCUCUCUUUCGCAAACGCCACGAGGCCGAGGAUAUUAUUCCGAUCCCCGGCCCUCUCGAGACCGUCUCCGCCUCCGGUCGUGAUUACCUCGAGAAUCUACAGCAGUUCGAGAAGUCCCACAAGUUCGAUCCCAAUCUGCCCAUCGAUGACCUCACAGAUGUCGACGCCGCUAUCGCGACUGGAAAUGCCGAGAAGGGGAUUGAGAUUGAGCACGCGCUCAUGGAGGACAACAGCCCCUAUCCCGAAGUCCGAUCUGUCGUCCGAAACUACGAUGUUGAUGUCCCUGCCAAUACCAUCCGUGCCUGGACUAUCGGGUUGAUUCUUUGCACCAUUGGUUCCGGUGUGAAUAUGCUCUUCUCGUUGCGAAACCCCAGUGUCACAGUCACUACCUACGUAGUCCAACUUGUCGCCUAUCCGUUUGGUCUUGGCUGGGACCUGAUCAUGCCUGAUCGAGAAUGGACCCUGUUCGGUCUCAAAUUCAACCUCAAGCCCGGUAAAUUCAACUACAAGGAGCAUGUCGUAAUUGUCGCCAUGUCCAAUGCGGCGUACGGUGGCGGUGUUCUCUACGCAACUGAUGUACUCCUCGCGCAGCAAAUCUUCUACGGCCAAAAGUUUGGCUGGGCUUUCCAGAUCCUAUUUGGCAUCACGACUCUUUGUACUGGAUAUGGAUUGGCUGGACUUGCCCGUCGCUUUCUGGUGUGGCCGGCUGCUAUGAUCUGGCCCACUGACUUGGUCAAUUGUGCCCUGUUCUAUACGCUUCACGAUCACUCCGGCUCGGACCCUACCAAGACCAAUGGCUGGAAGAUGGGACGGUAUAGAUGGUUCUUGAUCGUUGGAGCUGGGGGUUUUGUUUGGUAUUGGUUCCCAGGCUGGAUCUUCAAAGGUCUUUCUUACUUCACCUGGGUUUGCUGGCUUGCACCCCACAACGUUAAAGUCAACAAGAUUUUUGGUGGCAUGACUGGCUAUGGCUUGAUGCCUACAUCCUUCGAUUGGACCGUGUACAGCGGUUACCUACAGUCCCCUCUUAUCCCUCCCUUCCACGCCAUCGCGAACGUUCUCCUGGGCAUCAUUGUUUUCUUCAUCUGCAUUUCAAUGGGCAUACACUUUACAGGUACCUGGUAUGCGGAUUACUUCCCAGUCCAGUCAUCCGAGUCCUACGACAACACAGGCGCCAUCUACAAUGUUACAAGAAUCCUCGACAGUAACUUCCAGUUCAACGAAACUGCCUACAAGGAAUACUCGCCACUCUUCCUACCGACGCAGUUUGCCCUUUCUUACGGUCUGUCCUUUGCAGCUGUUACAGCAGUUGUUGUUCACGUUGUGCUCUACCAUGGACAUGAGAUCUGGAGACAAUUCAAGCUGGCCCGCAAUCAGGAGGAUGACGUUCACAUGCGACUGAUGAAGAAGUACCGAGAUGCAGAGGAUUGGUGGUAUGCGACUCUUUUCAUUGUUAUGGUUGCUAUUUCCAUUGGCGUGAUUGCUGGAUGGCCAACUGGCUUCCCCGUCUGGGCGUACUUCAUCUGCCUCCUUAUUCCCGUGCUGUGGUUGAUCCCAAUCGGUGUUGUUCAGGCUAUCACCAAUAUCCAGCUUGGUCUUAAUGUUCUGACUGAGUUCAUCAUUGGCUACAUGGUUCCAGGUCGCCCUAUGGCCAUGAUGAUGUUCAAGAAUUACGGCUACAUCUGCAUGGGCCAGGCACUUUACUUUGCGCAAGAUCUCAAGCUUGGUCACUACAUGAAGGUCCCUCCCAGAGUCAUGUUUUCAUCACAACUGGUUGCCUCAAUCUGGUCGGCUAUUGUACAGAUUUGCGUGAUGAACUGGGCACUGGGACACAUUCCUGACGUUUGUGCGGUCGACCAGCCCAACAACUAUACCUGCCCAGGUGGUCGCGUCUUCUACACAGCCUCUGUGAUCUGGGGGGCCAUUGGACCUGCGCGUAUCUUCAGUCAUGGCUCAAUCUACUCAUCGCUCCAGUGGUUCUGGCUGGUCGGUGCUGUGACACCAAUCAUCACAUGGCUGCUGGCCCGCAAGUGGCCUCGUUCAAUCUGGCGAUACGUCAGUACCCCUCUUAUCUACGGAGGUGCUGGUAUGUUGCCCCCAGCCUCUGUAUAUAUUUAUCUGUGCUGGGGCAUGGUCGGUGCUUUCUUCAACCGCUUCGUUAAGAGAAGAUACACGGGCUGGUGGCUCCAGUACAACUAUGUCACUUCGGCGGCACUGGAUUGUGGUCUCAUCAUGUCAACGAUGGUGAUUUUCUUCACCUUGUAUCUGACGAGUGCUUCUCCCCCCAAUUGGUGGGGUAACUAUGGCGCGUUGGAGACGAUGGACUGGAAGACCACGGCGGUCUCCAAGACGGUUCCCAAGGGCUCGUUUAUUGGACCUUCAACUUGGAACUAG